Messenger RNA from Arachis stenosperma, 928 nucleotides. Its product is annotated as protein DMP6-like. The coding region runs from base 16 to 636 and encodes 206 amino acids. The record is from RefSeq and is a predicted model, not a curated record. Lineage: Eukaryota; Viridiplantae; Streptophyta; Magnoliopsida; Fabales; Fabaceae. Gene Ontology annotation, biological process: endomembrane system organization. The transcript has a single exon.
UCAAUCUUUUAAGCCAUGGACAUCAAGCUUGAACAUGACAAAGAUGAAGAAAAGCUCCCUCUUCUGAGAAACAUAGAGGUUCCAGAAGCAGAGAGGAACCUUGUUCAGCAAGCAAUUAGCCAAACAUUUGAGAGCACAGCACAUUUGGCAAACCUUCUUCCUACAGGCACCGUCCUCGCAUUCCAGCUUCUGUCUCCGGUAUUUACAAACCUUGGCAACUGCGACUCGACCGCGAAGACAAUGACUUCUUUCCUUGUAGCUAUCUGUGGCGUGUCCUGUUUCCUUCUAUGCUUCACUGAUAGCUUCAGAGACAGCAAGGGAAACAUCUGCUAUGGUUUUGCCACGGUUAGAGGCUUGUGGAUCAUUGAUGGAUCAACCACUCUUCCACCUGAAAUUGCUGCUAAGUAUAGCAUCAGGUUUAUAGACUUCAUGCAUGCAGUGAUGUCGGUUUUGGUGUUUGCGGCGGUUGCAUUGUUUGAUCAGAAUGUGGUGAAUUGCUUCUUUCCAGCACCAGAUAAUGAGACACAGGAAAUACUCACUGCAUUGCCGGUUGGAAUUGGUGUAUUCUGCAGCAUGUUCUUUCUUGUAUUUCCUACAAAGAGACAUGGAAUUGGCUUCCCACUUUCAACAAAUUAAAUAUAUAUAAUCUUUUUAGUGGAAACUCAGGUGCAGUUGACUUCACGUGAAGUUGAUAACUGAGAGCCAUUAGAUGAUUUGACUGAUUUGGCCAUCAGCUAUCAAUUUCACGUGAAGUCGACUGCACCUGAAUUUUUACCAACCUUUUUAUAUUCAUGUGUGUAAACAAUGAGAUAAUCAUGUUUGGAACAAAUUAUCCGUGAAUUCAAGUUACACGUUAUUGAAAAAAAAAUAGUAAGUUUGCACAUGUAAGCAUUCUGAAAUGUCAUGUGUUCAGAGGAUUUCAGUCUUG